Molecule: messenger RNA, 4350 nt
Organism: Magnolia sinica
Lineage: Eukaryota; Viridiplantae; Streptophyta; Magnoliopsida; Magnoliales; Magnoliaceae
Product: pentatricopeptide repeat-containing protein At1g63330-like
Exons: 5
Coding region: 547-2724 (725 amino acids)
Molecular function (GO): protein binding
Source: RefSeq, a predicted model, not a curated record
UACGAAAAAUACCAACGUAAAUUAAUGGAAAUGCAGGUCGAUGAGGAGAGGGAGCUGGUAGGGUUUCAAUCCAAUUCUCAUCCCACGCAAUCACAGGUAAUAAUCCUUGCAAAUACAAUCUCUCCAUUUCGAUUCGAAUUUCAAUCUGAAUAUCGAAAUUUCGUCUCUAGAUUCAAUUUCUCCCUGUUUUCCCCAUUCCAAGAUGUUGUUUUUGUUGUCGGAUUUGUAUUUUUCAGACUGUUAGCUCAACAUUCGUCCUCUCUUUCGUCGAUUCAACUCGAGAAUGGAUCCAAUCUUGCCUUUUUAGGGUUUCUCUAGCUUGAUUUUGCGCCAGCAGUAUCAGUCAUCGCAUUCGGGUUUAGGUUUCUCGGGUAAUUAGGGUUUAGGGUUUUAGGAGUUGCUAGGGUCUCCAUCCGAUUCCUAGAUAAGGCCUAACAUCUCUCGCUCAGGUCAGAAGCUCCCCUUCCGUCUCUUCCUCUUUCAUAUGUUUUUCCGCUUUUCACCUUCAUAGAUAGAGAGAAAUACAAUGCUGUUUAAGAGCGGCGAAUGGCCUUAAAGCUUCCACCUUUCCUUAUUUCCAAGCAACUUCACAAAUGGGUCUCUCUAAAUUCAUUCUUUUCUUCGAUUUCAUGUGCCGCCCACACACAAAAUGUCCCAGAAGCCGAUCAAAACCCCCCAGUUUCCGCCGAAUUCGAAGCCACCAUCCGUUUCCUGAAGAAAAAUGUCCAUCCGGAUCGGCUUAUCACCGUUUUGGAUUCCACAAAUGAUUUGGACUCGGCUGUUAAGAUCUUCAAAUGGGCUUCUGUACAAAACAGGUUUUGUCAGACCGCCGAUGCAUACUCCCGCAUGAUUUUGAAGCUGGGUCUUGCUGGGAAUCUCCAGGAAAUGGAGCUUUUUGUGCACAAGAUGAUGAAGGCCGCUUGCCUGGGUACAGAUGAAUCUUGCGUCUUGUUGAUCGAAUCUUUUUGCCAGAAUGGUAAAGUUCAAGAAGCUUUGCUGGUGUUUGAGAUUAUGAGUUUGGCAAAAUACAGGCCUUCAAUCUCGACUUGCAAUGUUCUAUUGAGUACACUUGUCAAAGAAAGGGGUGAUUUUCAGUCUGUUGUGUUUGUUUACAAGGAGAUGGUGAAAGCGGGUAUUUUUCCUAGUGUAGAUACCUUGAACUUUCUAAUAGAAGCCUUGUGUGGGACUGGUCGGAUUGAUGCUGCAUUGGAGCAGUUCCGUAGAAUGAAGAAAAAGGGCUGUAGUCCUAACAGCAGGACCUUUGAGCUAGUCAUCGGCGGUAUUUGCAUGCAGAAUAGAGUAGAUAUAUUGACUAAGAUAUUGGAUGAGAUGUUUGAGGCCGGAUGUACACUGGAUCAUGAUUUUUGUAAUAAUUUCAUACCUUUGUUUUGUAGAGUUAAUAGAUUGGAUGAGGGACUCAGAUUGUUUAGAAUGAUGAGAGGUUCGGAUCUUUUGCCUGACUUGUCUGUGUACAGUGCUUUGAUUGGGUGUUUUUGCGAAAAUCUAUGGUUGGAUGACGGAGUUAAUCUUCUUUCCGAGAUGAUAGAUACUGGUCUAAUGCCAUCGGCUAAUAUGUAUGUGGAUAUCGUGAAUGGGUUUUGUAAGUUGGGGAAAUUCAGUGAAGCUAUGAUGUUUUUGGAUGAGAAGUCUGUUUUCGAGACUGCCGCAUACAAUAGCUUGCUUGAAGGUUACUGUGCUGCAGGGAGAUUUUUUGAGGCAAAUGGAUUUCUCUGGAAGAUGGUUGAGAUGGGUAUGUGUGAUAAUCUUUCCUGGAAUAUCCUGAUUAGAAGACUUGGUGAAGAGGGGCAUAUUGGUAAAUGUUUUGAAGUUCUCAAUAGGAUGAUUGUUUGUUCUUAUAUGCCUGAUGAUGCCACCCAUUCUGCUCUUAUCAUUGGCCACUGUAAAAUCUGCAAACAUGCGAACGCUGUUGAUCUCUUUCGUCUGGUUCGUCUCAAAGAAUGGUGUUUGGAUUCAGCAACUUAUGCGGAACUGAUUGAUGGUCUUUGCCACACGGAGAAGAUUCAAGAGGCUGCCGAGGUCUUUCAGUAUAUGUCUGGUAAAGGAUGCAGUCUCAGUACUUUGUCAUUCAAUCUACUGAUUGAGUGGAUUUGUUUGAUGGGAAAGGUGGAUGAAGCUAUCAAGCUACGAUCUUUUGCAUUUAGUAGCAGGACUUCCUCAAAUCCAGUAACAUACACUACGAUUAUGCUUGCUCUGUGCAAGUUGAACAGAUCCAAGGACAUAUUAGUGCUGCUGUCCCAAAUGUUGGUAGAGGGGUGUACUUUAGAUGCAACAGUGUACUCCAUCCUAAUACAUGGAUUGUGUGCACAGAACAGGAUAAAAGAUGCUGCCCUCUUGUUUGAUCAAAUGGUCAGUGACGGUUUUGUUCUUGAUUCGGAAACACUAAGCAAGCUACUGUCUUCUUUGGCAAACCAUUCUCAAGUGCACAUGGUGACGGAUAGUUUAAACAAAAUUCCAUCUGAAGUUCUUAGUCCCUCAAUCUACAACUUGGUUGUCAAUGGCCUUUGGAAAGAGGGCCAUAAAAGUGAGGCUUGUAAGUUCUUGGACUGUAUGCUGGAAAAAGGGUGGGUCCCAGAUACCAUUACUCAUGGUUUGCUGAUUGGAAAUGCUGACAGAGAAGGAAUGGAUGGGUUACCAUUUGAGGAUGCUGGUUUGCAUGAUAAAGUUAGCAACAUAUUGGCUGAGGGACUGGAUGAACUGAGUUAAUUUAUGCUUGAAGAAUAGCAUAAAGCUAUGCCAAUUUAUUGUUCCUGUAUUUGCGCCAUUCCUUCUGAUGGCCUAGAGUCUGCUACUACGUUUCAAUUUCAGAAGGGAAUUUGGCUCUUCUUUUGAUAACAUAUCUAUUCUUAAAUCAAGGCCGGAUAGACAGCAGAGAGACGAUUGCUUAAAUGUAGUGGUGUUCAAGGCUUUCCAGUGGCAUUGAUCAUCCCCUUAUUCCACUCUGCCUAAACUGUGGUUGUAAUUUCACGAAUUUCCCUGUGACAUUAUUUUUGCCCAGAUAAUUGGCAGUUUGGAGGACUGUUGAACAUGUACCAUGAACCACUUAUCUUUACCAAGCUUGACCGCAUGGCAAAUGUAAUUACGUUCCAGGAGAUUGAGAUGCCCAUAUGUAAACAGGCUGUGUAUUCUCGUGAAGCUGUAUAAGCAGCAGUGGAACCUAAUUAAUUCGGCGACCUACCUUUCUGGAGCAAAAGCAUUCUUUCGGAUCCUGGAGCCUGUCAAGCAAACUUGAUUCUUCUCAUCGAAAAUCCAUAUUCAGGUACUCUGAUUUGCAGUUUGCAUUAUUUGAGGACAGAGGAAGGGUUUUAACUUUCAAUCAGUGAUGCAGGUAGCUUUUCUUUUCACAGUCGUGGGCACCACCAGUUUUCUUGGUGUGUUGGCUGGCCAGCUUCCUGGGGGUUUGCCCCAUUUUGAUUGCUUAUGGCUGCGUAAAAUGAAAGCUGUCCCAUUUUGCUGACUCCAUGAACUGGUGUUAUUUUUUCUCGUCAUUUCUCUUUUAUAACGGCUUUGAUGUGUGUUUGGAUGCCAUGUAGGAUGCCCUAUCACAAUUGGGACAGUUCAUUCAAUAGUACCAUUGGGAGCAAGUCAUGAUUCAAGAAUCAUGUUGAUCAGUAGAUCUUCACCCUUUGAAUGGGACCAAUUUGUUACCACCAUCCACUGUUUACUAGCAAUGGAUCACAUGGUUAGAACAACCAAACCAAAGUGCUACUUUGGAAUUAUAAGCAAUACAAAUUGGGAUCUAUCUAAUAGAUGUUUCAAAAUGAUGAUUAGACCUUUUUUUGUUUCUCUGCUCAGUCUUGACUGUCCAUUUUCCAUGCUAUUAUUCAGAUGCUUAGGAUCAUUUUCCUUGUUUUUCAGAUCCUUUCCUCAUUUGGACCCCAUGUUGGGAUUACAUGUGACUAGGAUGAACCACAGGUUGCACGUGUUUGGUUGCCCAAUAAUGAUUCUGGUUGGUUGCAAGAAAAAAGGUGUUAUUUGUUGUUUGCGUUGGUGUUUGGAUGGCAUGUUGUUUGAUGUUUGCUCUGGCAGUUGGAAUGCUGAAGUUUAAAGAAUCAGCAGAGGCUUCUAUUGUGGUCGAAGAGCAUCAAAGCAUGCAUGCCUUAUCGCCGGCUGGUCUCAUCUUCUGUUUUAUGGCUGUGAUUUGCUGAGGAGAUGCUGCAGCUACUUUCAGUCCCAGCUGAUGUACGGUUUUGCCUGUUUGGCAAUAUAAGGCUAUGUGGCUGCGUGGAAGGUUGUAUUGCUAUAAACAUUUGUAGCAUGGAAAACGGCAUUCAUGUGCAUUUGCAGUCUGUUUUGAAAACAUUAAAUAGACCAUUAACUAUUUCAUUGGUA